AUCAGUCAGUUAACUCAAAAAAAAAAAAAAAAAAAAUCCAGAUCAACACAAAAUUAAACGCAAAUAAAUCCAAAAUAAAAUCCCUCACAUGACACCAAAACAUCACAGGCUGAUCAAUUUUUUUUCUAUUUUCACACCGCACGGCCGCACUUUCAGCUCAAACUUUUUCUCUCUUAGCUCAAAGUUUAUCUCUCUAAGGUCUUGGGAUCUUGGUUUGAUGGGUUUGAUAUGGGCUAGAAAGAGAGAGGCUGAGUCGGUUUGAUCUGGGUUAGAGAGAGAUGUUGAGAUCGGUUGAUGUCACGGCAUGGCUGGCGGCGACAUGUGGGUUCAAGAUCAACCAAAUGGGGAGUGAUUUAAGAACAGUGGUGGUCGGGUUCUGGGUUUCAAAGUGGUUUUGGCUAUUGAAGAAGUUUGGGUUUUUAUUUUCUCAUCUCACAUUAGAUGUUUUUGGGUUUUGAAUUUUCUGGGUCUUGUUCUUGUCUGUUCUUCCUCAGUCUUUCUGUCUUUCUCUUUCUUUGACACACUCUCUCUCUCUCUCUCUGAAAGCUCUUUGUGGGGGUGUCAAUGGUGGAUCUGAAGUUAACAUUUUUGAAGGUAUACUCGGUUCUGAAAUAAGAGCUCCUUGAAGACUCUGCUUUUGAGUGGACAGAUGAUUCUCGUCAAUGGGUCGAGCUGUUUCAGAGAGAAAGAAAGAAAGAAAGAGAGAAUGGGGAACUGCUUUUCCGAUGUGGAGGGAGGCAAGCAAGCAGUGGGUGGGACCCAACAGAGGCCCAAUAGUAUUGCCGCCACCAACAACAACAAUGGCGGACACAACGAUGCCGUCGAGUUCUUCUUCAGGUCUCGUGGCAUUCAGCCUCUCUUCACGCAAAUCGAGUUAUCUCUAUCUGCAUCUAACUUGCUUGACCGUGACAUCACUUCAAAGAGUGAUCCAAUGGCUGUGGUGUAUGCAAAGAAAAGAGAUGGAAAACUAGAGGAGUUAGGUCGCACUGAGGUUGUUUUGAAUAGUUUGAAUCCUGCAUGGAUAGAAAAAGUUACAGUUGCAUUCCAGUUCGAGAUUGUGCAGCCAUUGGUAUUUCAUGUAUAUGAUGUGGAUUCAAAAUAUCAUAAUGUACCUGUGAAGACGCUAAAAUUGAAUGAUCAAGAAUUUCUUGGAGAGGCUACUUGUGUUCUAUCUGAGAUAGUGGCUAAACAAACUCGGAGUUUAACCCUAAAUCUCAAUAACAAAAAUGGGCAUACGAGCUUGAGGAACUUAGGGGCACUCACUAUCCAUGCAGAGGAAACAGUUUCUUCGAGGAGUUGUGUUGAGAUGGUAGUCCAUUGUUCCCACUUGGAUAAUAAGGACCUAUUCUCUAAAAGUGAUCCUUUCUUAAGAAUAUCUAGAAUUGUUGAGAGUGGAGGCUCUGUUCCAAUAUGCAAAACUGAAGUGGUGAAGGACAAUUUGAAUCCUAUUUGGAAACCCCUAUGCCUGAGCAUACAGCAGUUUGGAAGUAAGGAUAACCCAUUAAUUAUCGAGUGCUUUGAUUUCAAUAGCAGUGGCAAUCAUGUGCUUAUUGGUAAGCUCCAGAAGUCUGUGGCAGACCUAGAAAAACUUCAUAUAGAAAGAAGUGGUGCAAAUCUCACCUUACCAUCUCCUCAUCAUGGUCAUGAGAAGGUUUUGAAGGGACAGCUAUUUGUGGAUCAAUUUUGUGAAAAGCAACAGUAUAGUUUUCUAGAUUACAUUUCCAAUGGAUUUGAGCUUAACUUUAUGGUUGCUGUUGACUUUACAGCCUCAAAUGGAAAUCCUCGGAAUCCAAAUUCUUUACACUACAUUGAUCCUUUUGGUCGGUUGAAUUCUUAUCAACAGGCUAUAAUGGAGGUUGGGGAGGUCAUUCAAUUUUAUGAUUCCAAUAGGCGCUUUCCUGCUUGGGGCUUUGGAGGAAGAACAAUUGAUGGUACCACAUCACAUUGUUUUAACUUGAAUGGAAGUGCAGGUGCCUUUGAGGUUGAAGGAGUUGAAGGCAUCAUGGUUGCUUAUGCAAGGGCUCUCCAUAAUGUUGCCCUGGCAGGACCCACUUUAUUUGGCCCAGUGAUUAACGCAGCUGCACAAAUUGCUGGCCAGUCCAUCUCAUACAACAGCAGCAAAUACUUUGUCUUGCUCAUUAUAACGGAUGGAGUCAUUACAGACCUGCAAGAAACAAAAGACGCUCUGGUCAGGGCAUCCGAUUUGCCUCUAUCUAUCCUUAUUGUUGGGGUGGGAGGUGCAGAUUUUAGAGAAAUGGAGGUUCUUGAUGCUGACAAUGGAAGACGGAUAGAGAGCUCUACGGGUCGUGUGGCUACACGUGACAUUGUGCAGUUUGUUCCAAUGCGAGAUGUGCAUAGUGGGCAGAUUUCUGUGGUUCAAGCUCUAUUGGAAGAGCUACCUGGACAGUUUUUGACAUACAUGCGGAGUAGAGAUAUCAAGCCAAGCCCUUUCUAUGCAGCCUCAACUUCUGCUUGACUAACAUUUACCAAGUACACAAGAUUUAUAAAUAUGCUGAUUUUGCUUUUAUCAACUAAAAAAAUUUAGGUCUGAACCAUUCACAAGUUAACUUACCUGAGAGGAGCUCUCUAUUAACAAAUUUUUUAGGUCUGAACCACUAA
This is a messenger RNA of Quercus robur (English oak), 2619 nucleotides long. RefSeq names its product protein BONZAI 3-like. The transcript has 17 exons. Gene Ontology annotation, molecular function: calcium-dependent phospholipid binding. Gene Ontology annotation, biological process: cellular response to calcium ion. The record is from RefSeq and is a predicted model, not a curated record. Gene Ontology annotation, cellular component: plasma membrane. The coding region runs from base 650 to 2476 and encodes 608 amino acids. NCBI's taxonomy places the organism in Eukaryota, Viridiplantae, Streptophyta, Magnoliopsida, Fagales, Fagaceae.